Messenger RNA from Symbiodinium sp. CCMP2456, 1314 nucleotides. Lineage: Eukaryota; Dinophyceae; Suessiales; Symbiodiniaceae. The record is from the annotation of a GenBank genome assembly.
AUGGAGGCGACGCCAACGCCCUUCAAAAUUCAUGUGUCGGAGGAGGAGCUGACAGACCUAAAAGAUCGGCUCGCCAGGGCUAGGCUUGUACCAGAUGAGAUCCUGGAUCGAGGAUCUGACCCCUCCGGGGCAUGGGCUUACGGCACGGACCGGACGGUCCUUUCCGAGUAUGUCUCGCAUUGGCUCCACAAGUACGACUGGCGCCAGAAAGAGGCGGAGCUCAACGCACUGCCGCAUUUCCGUCUGGAGGUCAGAGGACUGCAGACGCAUUUUAUACACCAGAGAUCUUCGAAUAGUGAUGCGAUUCCCCUGCUGCUGGUGCACGGUUGGCCAGGGUCCGUCGUUGAGUUUCUCAAGCUCCUGCCCUUGCUCGCUGACAAGUUCCACGUUGUGGCACCAAGCAUUCCUGGAUACGGCUGGAGUGAGGCACCCAAGGAGAGAGGCGCGGACGUGGUGUUCAUGGCGGAUCAUAUGGCAGAGCUGAUGCGGAAGCUGGGUUACGACAGCUACGUUGCACAGGGUGGCGACUGGGGUGCAAUCAUCACCUCACUGGUGGCGCAACGAUAUCCGCAGCAGUGCGUGGCGCUACAUAUAAACAUGUGUGUUGCAGUCCCUGGAGAUUGGUAUGAUCUUGUGAAAGUUUUGCUGGGAUGUCCUUUCUGGUCUUCCCAGGAGUGGGCGGGCAUCAGAAGCACCAUGUACUUCCACAAAUACGAGACGGCGUAUCAGAAAAUUCAGGCCACGAAGCCCCAAAGUCUCGGAUAUGGUCUCAACGAUAGCCCUGUCGGGCUUCUAGCUUGGAUCUUAGAGAAGUUUCAGAGCUGGAGCGACAGUCGUGGCGGCCGCCCCGAGGCCAGCGGUCUUACCAUGGAUGAGAUUUUGACAAAUGUCAUGGUCUAUUGGACAACUCAGAGCAUUACCUCCAGCCUGAGGCUCUACUACGAAACUUUGAAGAGUCACCCGCCCCCCAAGGAGACGAAGUCUUCACAGCCACAGCUUCGACAAAUCAGCGUGAAGGUUCCUACGGCGGUCUUAUGGGCACAUCACGACCUCUAUAAGCUGCCACGGAGCGUGGCAGCACUUUGCUACAACAUUCGCCAGUGGACGACUCCAUCGAAGGGUGGGCACUUCUUUGCUUUCGAGCAGCCAGAGGUCAUGGCAGCAGACGUCGAGCGCUUCUUCUGCCAAACGCUCGACUUUCAGCACUGCAAGAAGCACGCGCCUCUCCCUGGCCGACCAGUUCGCCCCGGAAAAUACAUUCUGCUAGCUAUCAUGGCUGCAGCUGCAGUCCGCACGAUCCGCCACAGGUUGUAG